Molecule: messenger RNA, 476 nt
Organism: Theileria equi strain WA
Lineage: Eukaryota; Apicomplexa; Aconoidasida; Piroplasmida; Theileriidae
Product: GroEs chaperonin 10 KDa, putative
Exons: 3
Coding region: 149-448 (99 amino acids)
Cellular component (GO): mitochondrial matrix
Molecular function (GO): metal ion binding; protein folding chaperone; ATP binding
Source: RefSeq, a predicted model, not a curated record
AUUCCCUAUUUCCAUUCUUGUCGGAGUAAAACUUUUGUUUCACACUUUUGAGUGUUUUAACUGUUGAUUCAAGGUAACAGUUACCUCUAUAGCCUGCAGAUUUUUAAUUUAAAGGAGUUCCGAACGCUAAACGCUUGUUAUCACGGAAAUGACGGUAGCAAAAAAGUUCAUUCCUCUCUUUGACCGCGUGCUGGUCUCCAAGAUCAAGCCAGAGCUCAAGACAAAGUCCGGGAUUCUACUCCCAGAUUCCACAAAUAUGUCCUCUCGCAUGGCCAAAGUUGUAGCGGUAGGAGCUGGUAGGAUUACGCCGAAUGGUGACAAGGUUCCACCUACACUCAAGGUUGGUGACACCGUCGUAAUUCCAGAUUACGGCGGCAUGGACCUAAAGUUUGACGGUGAGGUCUUCACAACUUAUCGCGAGGAGGAUAUAAUUGGCAUUUGCAACUAAGUAUGCGAAAAUUCAAGACUAUUGAUGC